Molecule: messenger RNA, 1663 nt
Organism: Dendronephthya gigantea
Lineage: Eukaryota; Metazoa; Cnidaria; Anthozoa; Malacalcyonacea; Nephtheidae
Exons: 6
Coding region: 73-1632 (519 amino acids)
Source: RefSeq, a predicted model, not a curated record
AGGGGCAAUGACCGCACGCUGUGGGUCGUGGAGCGGAGGUAAAAAGACCCUGGGUACGGGUUACUAGUCCAAAUGGAACGUUCUCGUUUGUUGUUCAAAUCAGUUUGUCGCUACAAAUGCUGGAGUGUGGUUUCUCUUACAUUCAUCGUGGUUUUCACUCUAAUCAUUGGCUUUCGAUAUUUUGAAUUCAAUAUUGCAAUUAAACUCGUAUGUAGGGCACAACAAGCUUGGCCGGAAACAGUUGUACCACGUAAGAAAAUACAGCGAUCAAAAAGUGAUUUUGGCUACGAUUGGUUAAGGAUCCAAAAGGCUAGAAUAGACUGGCGGGCAAUGUUAAAACCGUGCUCAGAUCAGUUGGCUUGGGGAACCUUAAAAUCUGGCUGGGGUAGGGUCAACAAAACUUCUGCAAGCAGAAGUUACGUGACUUACAUGAAUAUUCGAAAUUCUGGGCAGUUUUCUAGUAUAUUUAUUCACACGCGUACAGCUAGUGGGCAGGAUAAGACUAUCGGUGGCGAUAAUUGGCGAGUGUUCUUCACAGGACCAGCAAAUGUUGCAGCUUCUGUAUUUGACUAUGAAAAUGGUACGUACGAAACCACCGCGCUGCUUUUGGAGCCUGGAAACUAUACCGUUCGUGCAUAUCUUGAUUAUAGUUUGUGUGAUGGCCUGAGAGAUCCUCCGGAAAACUGGUUCCGAAUUGGGAAUAAACAAGGAAAACAACAGCCUGAAGGAAUACUUGGUUUUCUUAAUGACUUUAUUUAUGAACCCUUGUCAGGAGGUAAAAUCAUAACCUUCGAAGUCUCAUCAAAUGAAACGAGAGGAGUAAAAAACGGAUUACCCAGCCUAACUUGCGCGCAAUCUUGCCGUUCUCUUUGGAAUGGCUUUGGACGGUGGAAAAACAAUGCUUGGUUGCCAUAUCUUCCUGUAAGCCAUCUUCCUACACUAGAGAAGCCACCGCCUCCAAGGGGAACACUGUGGAUCUUCGGGGACUCAUUAGGAGUGCGAUUUCAUUUUUCACUUUCAACUAAACCGCUGUGCAGGCGAAUAUUCGAGCAAUGCAGGCACAGUUAUAACUGGUUGUACCCAUUUCCUGGUGAGAACGAAGUGCUCGCAAAAUCAAAGUAUAAUAACCUUGAUUUUCAACCAACUAUAAUACUUGACUCAAUCAGAGAUGUUCUACGUGAUACGAGCAUGAAAACCCGAUACAGUUUAUUGGUUUUGAACCUAGGGCUACAUUACCCAGUAUCCUUGAAUUUCACGACUUAUCAAAAGUUGAUUGAUGACGUCAUACAAAUAUUGAACGUGCGUAAAAACGAACUGGGGAGUAAUGCGAGGGUUAUUUGGAAAACCACAACUUCGUUGCGAAAAGAGAAAACUAAACCACCAAGAAAUGCGACACAGUGGAGAUUUUUCACCGAACCACGUGUAAGGUUAUUCGACACCUACGCCAUGUGGGCAAUGUGUAGGGCUGGCAUUGAAGUUUUAGACGUGUUUCCAUUAACCGCCUCCUAUCCGAAUGGCACUCAAGACAUUGUUCACUACAGCAAUAAUGUGUUUAACGCUGCAGAAAUAGCUUUAGAGAAUUACGUUAAGGCUGGACCUGCAUUUAGAAGCACAAGAGUUUGUAUGAAGUAAAUAUCACGCUAAAUGUUUUUGACGCUGUUUG